AAAACAAAACACGACCCCAAACGAAAAACACCAAACCGGAAAAGAAAAAAGAAAAGAAAACGAUACACUCAUCAAAGCCAAGAAAGAAAGGAAAAAAAAUCGCAGCAUCAGCAGCAAGCCGUAGUAGUAGAAGUGUAUUUCUCUCAGUUCUUCUCGACGCCUUUAUCCCCAUCGUCAUCAUUCAGGGUAAGAACAACUUUCCCCAACUUUGCUAGGGUUUUCCCCUUUUCCGCCCUUUCCCAAAUCGCGUCCCAUUUCAGUCGCUCGCACGGCCUCCACCACUGAUUCCGCACCCGGAAUUCCAUGGGUAUCCUCAGAUUUCGUUCCAGGGUGGAAUCUAUUGAUUCGACUACCUUCCGAAGAACCUGUUAAAAUCUUUCAAGGGCUAUCAUGUCAAAUCUUGGUACUUUCUGAGGAUCAGGAGGCGUUAUGGAUUGUGUAAAAUCAUUUACUCGACCUGGGGAGUCUUGGCUCCAUCUAUCGCUACAUUUUGCUAUAUGUCUGUCUGCCUUAGAGAGUGCCCUGGCUCGUCAGGCCCCGACAGAAUCGAUUAAUAUUUCUUCAGUAUCUCUACGACCUAGCCCUCCAAAAAGUGGAAUCUUUGGGCCCAUCGAAAUAUCGCCUGCGGUUAUUCAAAACUCUUCCUUUCCGGUCGGAUCUUUUCCUCCUAUCUACCCCUCUUAUCCGAAAACCUACGAUCCUGUCCUGACAGGGAGAUGCCCGAUUAAUUUUUCCGUUAUCUCGGGUGCUAUGGAAAAAACGGCAUCCGAUUGUGAGCUGUUAUUAGCAAAAUACGUCGGAAAUGUCAUAUGCUGCCCUCAGUUCAGCAGCUUGCUCCACAUAUUUCAAGGGUUCUACAGUCAGAGUACCGGAAAAUUAGCGCUGCAAAAUGCAGUCGCCGACGAUUGCUUUCAAGAUAUCGUCAGUAUUUUAGUGAGCAAAGGUGCAAAUGCCUCGGUUCCAGCCAUCUGUUCGACAAAAUCCGCCAAUCUUACCAGCGGAUCUUGUCCUGUGAAGGAUGUAGAGUCGUUCGAGAAAAUGGUGAACACCACUAAACUAUUGGAGGCGUGCAAUGCGGUCGAUCCGCUUCGGGAAUGCUGUCGCCCGAUCUGUCAGCCUGCGAUUAUGGAGGCCACGCUUAAAAUCUCCGGAAUGCAGUCUUUCAUGAAUGACAACAAGAAUUCUGUCGGACUUUCCAAUCACGUCGAUGUUGUCGGCGACUGCAAAGGAGUUGUCCACUCGUACAUCUCUAGAAAGCUAUCGUACGACACGGCGAACAAGGCUUUUCGAAUAUUGUCGUCCUGCAAAGUCAACAGAGCUUGUCCUUUGCAGUUAGAACAGCCGUCAGAAGUAAUCCAAGCGUGCCGAAAUGUCGCUGCUCCGAAUCCUUCGUGUUGUAGCUCGUUAAAUACUUACAUUUCCGGUGUCCAAAGGCAGAUGUUGAUAACGAAUCGGCAGGCAAUCAUGUGCGCAGCUGCCCUCGGGUACAUGCUGCAAAAGGGAGGCGUAAUGACGAACAUUUAUGAACUUUGCGACGUUGACUUGAAAGAUUUUAGCCUCCAAGCGGACGGACACCAAGGUACUAAUUUCCUUCCCCUUCUUUUAAACGGGUGCUUGCUACGAAGCCAGCCUGCGGAUAUGGUUUACGAUAACAUAUCAGGGUUCAGUUUCAUCUGUGAUUUGAGCGACAACAUCGCAGCUCCGUGGCCAUCCUCGUCCUCCCUCACUCCAUCACUCUGCGCUCCUGAGAUGUCUUUGCCGGCGCUGCCAACAUCAGAGACUUUGCACAAUCCUGGUUGCCGAGGAUUCGCCGUGGAUCUUCUCGUGCCGAUUCUUUCGAUUUUUGUGUUCAGUGCAUUAUCGUUUUAAUGGGAAUUUGCAGAGGGGUGAGAGAGGGGUCGCUCGCUGGCCAUGGGAACAGUUUGUGUGAGGUACAGAGAGAGGGAGAGGAAGGGGUGUUUAAAUUCCAGCAUUUUGGGCUGGUGGUUGGUUGGUUAUAUGUAAAUUUGAGCAUAUAUAUAUAUAUAUAUUUCAUGUACAGUAAUAGCUUCCAUCUAUAUCAUCAUCACCAUCUUCAUUUUUUUCA
Messenger RNA from Andrographis paniculata, 2086 nucleotides. RefSeq lists its product as uncharacterized. Gene Ontology annotation, cellular component: plasma membrane. The coding region runs from base 430 to 1869 and encodes 479 amino acids. NCBI's taxonomy places the organism in Eukaryota, Viridiplantae, Streptophyta, Magnoliopsida, Lamiales, Acanthaceae. The transcript has 8 exons. The record is from RefSeq and is a predicted model, not a curated record.